AUGGGCGCCGCCUCCCCUUCCGGCGCCGCACUGGCGGGAUGGACCGUGGCGGCGGUGCUUCUGCAGGUCGCCGGCCUCUCGCUCUUCCUCUACGGCUUCUUCCCCGUCAAGCCCACGCUCCCCGGCUUCAGUGGCGCGGAGAGCUACCGGGCGCCGUCGUGUGCUCCUGUUGGUGGCAGGGAGGAACCGGCGCUUCCUCCGGAUCAGCUCAGAUCCUUGUACAGGGAACUUUCUGAGGUCCCCCGUGUGUACGAUCGCUUGGUGUUGAUGGUAAUAGACGGGCUACCUGCUGAAUUUGUACUGGGAAGAGCUGGGAAACCUCCGAGCAAAGAAAUGAUGGAGGCAAUGCCAUACACACAAUCUCUGUUAGCUGGUUGCAGAGCAGUUGGUUAUCAUGCAAAGGCUGCACCUCCAACCGUUACAAUGCCCCGACUAAAAUCUAUGGUAUCAGGGGCAAUUGGAGGUUUUCUAGAUGUGGCACUUAACUUCAAUACCCAAGCCUUUUUGGAUGACAAUCUUCUUGACCAGCUUCAUAGCAUUGGUUAUAAGUUAGUGAUGUUGGGAGAUGAGACAUGGAUGAAAUUGUUCCCAACACUAUUCUACAGACAAGAUGGAGUGAGCAGUUUCUAUGUGAAAGAUACGGUCGAGGUUGAUUUCAAUGUUUCUCGUCAUCUGGAUUCUGAGCUUGCUGCGAAAGAUUGGGAUGCACUGGUUCUGCACUAUUUAGGUUUAGAUCAUGUUGGCCAUAUAGGAGGCCGUCGGAGUGUUUUGAUGACUCCAAAGCUGAAGGAGAUGGAUGAUGUGAUUAGAAGGGUCCAUGCUGCAGUUACGAGCCUUCACGACAAUUCGGACAGAACACUUUUGGUUGUGGUCAGUGAUCAUGGAAUGACUGAAAUUGGCAAUCAUGGAGGAUCUUCUUAUGAAGAAACUGACUCCCUUGCCCUUUUCAUAGGACACAGUGUUGAGAACUCGUAUUGUUCGCCUUAUGACCAGAAAGAAACACUUCAAGUUGACCUUACUCCAACUCUAGCUCUUCUCUUUGGCAUACCAAUUCCGAAAAAUAAUAUAGGUGUCUUGCUUCCGGAGCUUUUUAAUUCUUUGUCAGAUGAGCAAAAACUGCGGACCUUAGAACUGAACUCGUGGCAAAUCUUAAGAUUGCUACAGAAACAGAAACCUGCGUUCUGCUCUGAAAACUGUGUAAAUUUAAAGGAUGACUUUAGAGUUGAUAUGCUUCCUGAAUCUAUUGAGGAGAAGUUGUGCCAUUUGCUUUCUAAUGCUUUUGCUUCUCAUCGGUCCUCACUUCUACAGCAAGAUUCUGAUUUCAGGUCUGUUGAAGCAUCUGGGCACUCUAGGACUGCUUUGAACGCCUACUCUGACUUCUUAAGAUAUGCGAGUGAGUGGUUGUCUCACAGAGCAACCGAUAAACCACUCUAUGUACUUGUGUCUGCAAUCUCCUUGAUGAUUAUUUCAUGUUUUUCUCUUGCCGGCAUUAUCUUUUGCGUAUUUGAAAGAAAGUCGCAGAGUCAAGUUGAACGCAAUUCUGAGUGUGAUUUGGAUAAACAUUGGCAUCUUGAUGAGGUUUUCAUUCUAAUGGGGAUUUUUCUGUAUGUCGCCAGUCUUGGUUCAAGUUCUUUUGUUGAAGAAGAGCAGUAUAUAUGGCAUUUUCUUACGUCUACUCUCUAUUUAAUAUUUCUCAUCAAGACGGUUCAGUCAAUGCUAAAAGAAUCAAAUUCAACAUUAGUCCAUAGAGCAGAAGCAGAGAUCCUUAGCAGAAAUAACUCUUCCUAUCUUACCAGCUAUAAACUAACCACGGGCCAGGUUGUUGGUUCCAAGUUAUACGCUAUCCUUAUUGUUCUUGUUGCUGGGAGAAUUCUAAGAGCAUGGCAUCAAGGUGGGAUUAAUUGGGUUCACUUUCCUGACAUUUCGAAGAUAUUGACCCAAUGUGACUCUUCUGUCGUAAAGUCUCUUCAAAUUAUCUCAGUUCUUGCGGUCGUAGUGUUGUAUGCAGUUUCACUCAAUUUAUGGGGAACAAGGAGAAUGCUUGUUAUAGGGUUAUGGUUGAGCCACCUUUCAUGUGGACUUUUAGUUAUGCUGCAUAUUUGGAAAAGUCAGGUCAACACUUCAGUACUGAUGAACCAUAGUACAACAUCAAUAGCUCAGAUAUUCUAUGUCAUCGCAAGCAUUUCAAUAACUUGCACUGUUCUUUUGUCGCCUUGGAUAUUUCCAAUACAUUCCAGAGAAGCAGAACCAACAUCCUCCUCUGGCUUCAAUCCCCAGAAAGCUAUUCAUUUGCAUGGCAUGAAUCAUUCGGUGUUCCUGACUGGAAUAACAUACACAAUGUUCUGGUGCCUUCUUCAAUUGCUUCUGCAGCAGCCCAUAAAUGCUAUUCCUGUUUUGCUCAUUCUGUUGCAACUUAUCUCGAGUGUUAUUCAUUUUUCUCUGAACAAAUCAUUGCAUAGGCAAUGGGUGCAGGUUGUUGCAAUGCAAUUCUUGGGGAUGACCGGUCAUUUUGGUCUCGGGAAUACUAAUAGUCUCGCCAGCAUAGAUGUUGCUGGAGCUUUCAUUGGCAUUUCAAGCUACUCGACCGUUCUUUCUGGGAUUCUGAUGUUUAUCAUUACAUAUGGAUCACCUCUGUUGUUAUACCUUGGGAUGGUGGUUUAUAUGUCGGCGAAAGAUAGCGAUGAUAUCCGCACUCCAUGGCAAUUAAAAUGGAGCAGCAUUCUGGGAAAAAUGAUCGCGUUGCCCUGUUUACUUCCUUUGCUGAUCAAUUCUAUUGCCUUGACUUCAUACACUAUUGUUUUGUUGCUCAUGAGGAACCAUUUGUUCGUCUGGAGCGUGUUUUCACCAAAGUACCUUUAUGUCUGCGCAGCAACAGUAUGCACAUACGCCGGAGUCUCCAUCAUAGCCACGACCGCAGCUUACACCUGUGCUGUAUUUUCAUUCAGGACGAGAAAGUACAGAUCCAUGUGAUUAUGUUAACAGAUUGGUGUUCUGACUGAGUACCCAUUUGCUAGAAAAGAUUACUAGCACUGUCUUAGUCAAAGAACCCUCUCUGACGGCGUAGCCCAUUUUAGGCCAUACAACACCUGGGAAGGAUGUAAACACAUGUUCCGUGCCCCAUCUCUCACUUUGUUGCACUAGAAUUGUACUGUAUGUAUGUGAAUCACCCCGUCUAAUUUUGGAGCUACUCCCUCCGGCCGGAUUAAAUUGACGGAGGCUCAGGCAUCAAGUACACACACGCUGGUACUGUUUCGCGUCGAUUAAUUUCGG
Molecule: messenger RNA, 3270 nt
Organism: Lolium rigidum
Lineage: Eukaryota; Viridiplantae; Streptophyta; Magnoliopsida; Poales; Poaceae
Product: GPI ethanolamine phosphate transferase 2-like
Exons: 17
Coding region: 1-2970 (989 amino acids)
Biological process (GO): GPI anchor biosynthetic process
Cellular component (GO): endoplasmic reticulum membrane
Source: RefSeq, a predicted model, not a curated record